Raphanus sativus (radish) is the source of this 2837-nucleotide messenger RNA. RefSeq lists its product as uncharacterized. The transcript has 15 exons. Lineage: Eukaryota; Viridiplantae; Streptophyta; Magnoliopsida; Brassicales; Brassicaceae. Gene Ontology annotation, cellular component: Golgi apparatus; endoplasmic reticulum. The record is from RefSeq and is a predicted model, not a curated record. Bases 75 to 2750 code for a protein of 891 amino acids.
AGUAAAAUAAAUUAGCGCGCUCUCUUAUAGGGUUUCUUCACCACUCGACGAACAAAAACUAAGUAGAAAACCUAAUGGAUCAGAACAAAUCGAAUCAGGAGGCGAAGGCGAAGGAAGCUGAAACGGCAAAGAUCGGUCUUCCAGAACUUAACCGGCUAACUGAAGAUUCGUCUUGUUCCGUGGAAGAUGAAUCUAACUGGGAAAAGGAGGCGGCGAUAGCUUCUUUGUCCGAAGCUGCCAAAAAGAUGGUUCCCUCACGUUUUGCGGCUUUCGUCGACAAAGUAAAGGGUGUGCCGGAGCUUGACUUAUUGAGGUUUAACUAUUACCUUGUGGAUGAAUUUUCCCAAGUAUCGUCAUUACCAUGGUUUAACAUGUUAAAGAAAUCUCCUUUGUCCGAUGUUCCAUUAUCUCAUAUUCCUAAGUCUGUCUACGAAACAGCAGCAGUUUGGAUCAACCAACUUCCAUUUGAGACACAGUGGAAGUUCGUUUCGUGGGCACUUAAUCGACUUCUCAUUGAUUGGGAAGCACAUGCCACAGGCCAAGAACAAACUUUUUCCAAAUCUCAGGUGGCGACGUUGGUUGAAUUAGCCAUGGUGUUGCGUGCGAGACCUGGUUCUUUGACUUGUCAUUUGCUGAUGCUCAGGGGGAGACCUAAAUAUCAUAGCCAAGACAAUCUUCCGCUUAUCCUUUGGAUGAUGACUCAGGCCUUCCAAGAUGAUCUACCUGCUGCCUUGUAUUCCUGGGCGCUUAACUUGCUCCCACUUGUCUUUAAUAACAAUUGCAGCUCUCACUCAAUUGAUCUCAUCCUGCAGUUUGCUGAGAUGAUGUUGUCCUCGAAUCCAGAGGCUCGAGCUGUACUCCUAAACGAACCUGUUAGGCAUGGACAGCGGCUGAUUCCACCUAGUUCGUUUGAGAUGUUGGUGCGCCUUACAUUCCCUGCUCCAUCCGCUAGAGUAGCCUCAACAGAGAGGUUUCAGGCAAUUUAUCCCUUGUUGAAGGAAGUAGCCCUUGCCCCAGAUACUAUUACUUGUGCAGACGCACUCAAACAGAUAUUCACCUUUUCCUUGAAAUUAGCAGCUGCUGGUGGACAAGAAGGAAAUCCUGCUCUAGCCAAUGAAGCUACGGCAAUCGCCAUCAGUGUUUUGACACAAAACGUUGCUUGCUUUAAGCAAUGGGAUGUUCUCUACAAGGAGAAUCUUGAAGCUAGCGUAGCUCUUCUUAGAAAACUUGUAGACGAAUGGGAGGAUCAUUCCCUCAUCAAACUAUCAUCAUCACCGACUGAUGCUCUCACUGUCAUUCGAGCAAUGAAUAGCUUCAGGACGAAGAACAAAAAAGCCCUAGGUGUAGACAGAAGACUCGGAUUAGCACCCUCCUUUACCACUAUGGUUACAGCAUCUGAAGAAUUGUCUUUGUCCGUGAAAGAUGAAUCUGACUGGGAAGAAACUGAAAAGGCAAUAGUGUCUUUGUCCGAAGCUGCCAAAAAGAUAGAUCCCUCACCUCUUGCGACUUUCCUCGACGAAGUAUUGAACGAGGAUUGGUAUCACCCGGAGAGGCAGAUAUUAAAAUUAAUCGAUUACUAUGGGAUUGAACUUUCCAAAGUAUCCUUUCAAUGGGUCAACAUGUUCGAGGAGUAUCCUUUAUCCAAGCUCAUUCAUGUUCCGUUGUCUCUUAUUCCUAUGCCUGUCAUCGAAAAAACACUCGAUUUCAUCAACAUACUUCCACUCGAUACACUACUUGGCGUUGUACUGUGGGCCUCUGAUCUCAUUCUCACUGAAUGGCCUGGAGUUGUCAAAGUUGAACAACUUAAUUCUGACAAAUCUAAGGUGGCAACAUUUGUUGUGUUAGCCAUGGUGUUGCGUACUAAACCUGAUGCUUUGACUCUCGUUUUGCAAGAGCUGAGGGAGGGACCUACAUGUCAGGGCCAGGACAAGUUCCGGCUUCUAAUUUGGAUGAUGUCUCAGACCUCCCAAGGUGAUUUACCUGCUGGCUUGUAUUCGUGGGUGCGUAACUUGCUGCCACCACUAGUCGCUAAUUACGAGUGCUACAGCUCUCAGUCAAUUGAUCUCAUCCUGCAACCUGUUGAGAUGAUGUUGUCCUCGAAUCCAGAGGCUCGAGCUGUACUCCUAAACGAACCUGUUAGGCAUGGAGAGCGGCUGAUUCCACCUAGUUCGUUUGAGAUGUUGGUGCGGCUUACAUUCCCUGCUCCAUCCGCUAGAGUAGCCUCAACAGAGAGGUUUGAGGCAAUUUAUCCCUUGUUGAAGGAAGUAGCCCUUGAACCAGAUACUAUUACUUGUGCAGACGCACUGAAACAGAUAUUCACUUUUUCCUUGAAAUUGGCUGGUGGACAAGAAGGAAAUCCUGCUCUAGCCAAUGAAGCUACAGCAAUCGCCAUCAGUGUUUUGACACAAAACGUUGAUUGCUUUAAGCAAUGGGAUGUUCUCUACAAGGAGAAUCUUGAAGCUAGCGUAGCUCUUCUUGGAAAACUUGUAGACGAAUGGGAGGAUCAUUCCCUCAAACUAUCAUCACAUACUCUCACUGUCAGGCAUGCUAUGAACAGAUUCAGGAGGAAGAACAAAAAAGCCAUCACUGAUAGAGUAGCCAAUCUUUCUCUUUACAAAGAAGCUGACCAGUCGUGCAAACUGAUCUCCACGAGACUCUCACUUGGCCCCGGAAUAGCAUCCUUUGCCUCUAUGGUUAUAGAAGCUUCAGAAGCCGCUGCACGAGCCGCACUUGUUAAUUCCCUUAUUUGAAGCUAUUAUGUUUUUUUUUUUAACAAGUAUGUGAUGAUCUAGUAAAGGUUAUUAAAUAUUGAUCAUUAUUUAACAAGCAUUGGAUGA